UUGUAUUGUUUGCUUAGCUAGAAAUUUAAUCUGUUGACACCGCAACACUUGCCAAUGGAAUUGGUAAACAAAGGCGUCCACUGCAAGUGCGGGACACUCAAGAUGAGCAUUUCAGAUGAAAUGGAAUACGGCACCCUCAAUUUGGAUCCCAGAGAGCGUCGGAAAAUCGCUCAGAGAGAGAGAGAGAGAGCGAAUGGGAAAAUCGGAGAGAAUUUCCCACGGUGGAAAACGACAACAAACGAACGAAUGCGACCGAAGCCACUGGCAGUUGUGGACGGCGAUUUUGGUAGCAAGCUGGGCGACUGGGCGAUGAAUCCGCCAGCGGAUGGCGUUCAGUUAGGAUGUGCAGUUCCAGCGGUGCGAACGUGUUCCGGGCGCGCCAAUUGGCCAAGUAGCCGAAAGCAGCCAAAAGAGCCAACCCAUUUCAGCCGGAACGGCAACAGUUUUCACCUCGAAGACAGCGCCAAAAUAUGCCAACGCCUGAUUGAGGGCCAAAAUCGCGGUCGCGCGUUUUUGUGUAAAUAAACAGAAAACAUCAGAUCAGAAACCACAUUGAAAUCAAAUUCAAAGUCGAGCGGAACAAAAACAUCAGCGCAUCGUUUAUCACAGAGAAUAAGAUACAGAUCCGCACAAUUUAUUUUUCGGUUUCAGUGGAAGAGCACAAGUUAUUCACAAUUGUUUUACUAAAUGCCAGCGUGCGGAGUGACUGACCGAUGAGUCGGCCAGCAGCGAACGCGUAACGUAUACGCCAUGUGAGCCGGAUCGAUGGGAUCGUAUUCCGGCCAAGCCACAAUGCCAUCCUCCUGUAAAUAGCCAGCAGCCUUUUCUACUCGCGUCUCUGUCAAAUGUGUGUCCGUGUAUCCGCCACUGUAUAUACUGUAGACUCUAAUUGUUUAAACCACAAUAAAAAACGAAACCAAGCAAAGAAUAAAUAAAUAUUAAAAAAAAAAUAGAAACGCGCGUGUUUUGGCCACAGAACGCGCAGCACACACAAGUUUCGGUGCAAAAACGGGUAUAAAUAAGCGAAAUAAUAAUAUGCGAAUGCUGUAGGAAUAGUUAAAUUAUUAGGAUUAAUCGAUUGGAAUUUCGCGCGCAAUAAGAACUAAUUAUAAACACGGGCAGCAUGGGACCAAUCAGACUCUAGAGCUAGCCACGCAUCCACAAAGUUAGUUGGACGAACGCCGGUCACGAUCACGAUCACUAUCACGAUCACAAUGGAUUAUAGCCGACUGAAUGCCAACAUCAAUACGGGCAACAUCAGCACCGAUGACUUUCUGGCCGUCUUCUCGACCGGAAAGCCGGACAAUGCCACCCUCAAUCCGCCCCUGCUCAGUGUCGAUGGUCAGCUGACCCUGCCGCCGGGAUCGGGAUAUGUCAAUGUCAACGAUACGAUAUUCUUCCUGAAUGGCAGCUUCUACAACAGCAGCCUGCAGCUGGCGGCGGGUUUCUAUAAUCAAAGCAGUGCUUCCGGGGCGACAGCGGGCAAUCUGACCAAUCCGAAUCACACAGAAGUCCACUGGGAUGGCCGGUAUCCCAGUGGAUAUACGCUUACGCACAUCGUGAUCGCCUCCAUCAUUGUGACCAUCCUGAUGAUCAUCAUCGUGGUGGGCAACAUGCUGGUGAUCAUAGCCAUUGCCACGGAGAAGUCGUUGAAGAACAUACAGAACUGGUUCAUUGCAUCGUUGGCGGUGGCCGACUUCUUUCUGGGCCUCAUCAUCAUGCCAUUCUCGCUGGCCAAUGAGCUGAUGGGCUACUGGAUCUUCGGCAGCUGGUGGUGCGACAUCCACUCCGCAAUGGAUGUACUCCUCUGCACCGCCUCGAUCAUGAACCUGUGCCUCAUCUCGCUGGACCGCUACUGGAGCAUCACCAAGGCCGUCGACUAUCUGAAGUCGAGAACGCCGGCGCGAGCCGCCGUCAUGAUCACGGCGGUCUGGAUUAUGUCCGCCCUCAUCUGCAUACCGCCGCUCCUCGGCUGGAAGGUGAAGAUGCCCGAGGGACCGCUGCCCAAGUGCGAGCUAAGCGAGGACAUUGGCUACGUGCUGUACUCGGCGCUGGGCUCCUUCUACAUACCCAGCUGCAUCAUGGUCUUUGUGUACAUACGAAUUUACUUUGCCGCCAAGGCGCGGGCGAGGCGGGGCAUUAAAAAGCAUCCCCGCAAAACGAACAACGAACAGGUAACGAGCUUCACCACCGCCAAGAAAGGAACAAUACCGAUGCCCUCCUCGAGCGGCGUGUCCGCUUUGCAGCUGCACCAGCAGCGCCAAAUAGCCACCAUCGAGACACCACCGAACAGCGCCAGCCUACCGAUGCAGAUACCCACGGUGACCAUGGACCUGGCCUCCGACAUAUCCACCUCGGAGGCGGGGGAACUGGAGGCGGUGGCCGCCCAAACGGUGCUUGCCUAUGCAAAUCCCAAUGGUGCGGGCACGAAUUCGGUCACCGUGGUGAGCAGCGGGAACGGGGGCACUGGGGCGUCGGGUGUUCCACCCAGCUCGCCGAAGGAGACGCUUCAGGUGAGCACGAUAGCCACCGGUCGGGUGGGUCUCAAUGUGCCCGUGCCACCGUCCAUGGGCAGCAAUAGUUCCAUCAAUGUGCUGAACAACAACAACGGCACUGUGGCCAUGGAUGGAGGUGCCUCCGCCGGCGGCGGGGGAAAUGGGAGUGCUGUAGCGACGCCUGGUGCACUGCAGCAAACGGGCGGUAAUGAGCUGCGCGUCUCUCCGAUCGCCGGACGGUGUCGAGCCCUAUCCGUGGGCGUGGACACGGACAUGGUGAGUGAAUUCGAUCCAUCCAGCAGCGAUUCGGGCGUGGUCAGUCGCUGUGCCGUGGUCAAGCCGCUCAAGUUUCGCCUUUGCCAGCCGAUCUUCGGGCGCAAGUCGAGUAACCAGCAGCGGCGCAACGAGGCCAAAGCGGCGGCCAAGAAUCAACAGCCCAGUGGAGCGGCCAGCAAAAAUCAGCAGCAGCAGCAGCAACAGCAGCAGCAGCAGGUGGUGAAGGCGGAACUGGAGCCGGCCAUACCGAAGACACCGAAGCCCAGGGAUCCGGAGAAGGAGAAGCGACGAAUUGCGCGAAAGAAGGAGAAGCGGGCCACCCUAAUUCUGGGCCUGAUCAUGGGCAGCUUCAUCGCCUGCUGGCUGCCCUUCUUCUUCCUGUACAUCCUGGUGCCGGCAUGUAGCAGCCAUUGCAACAUACCGGAAUCGGCGUUCGCCGUCGCCUUCUGGCUGGGCUACAUGAACUCGGCGCUCAAUCCGGCCAUCUAUACCAUCUUCAACAAGGACUUCCGACGCGCCUUCCGGCGCAUCCUGUUCAAGUGAUGUUUGGCCUAUGUGUGCUGUUACAGGUGCGUUUACGCCAGCAUCGAGAAGGCAACCGAACGUGCCAUGGGCAGCACACCAAUGGGCUAUGGUCAUGGCAUGUAUCAGCACUACAGGCGUUAGAUUUGCUUCGUUUUGGCAGUGCCAUAGGUCCCCAAGAACAUAUCCUAUUCCAAUUCCCCAUCCCAGAACUGCAAAGCUAUCGACUGUCGAUGUUAUCGAUAUAUAUAUAUGCACAUAUCCCAUAUUAUCCAUUGGAUUAUUUCAUUUAAUGCCUCAAGACAUUAGUUUUCUUUAAAGCAAAACUAACUAGCCACUUGUAUUAAUAGGUUAUUAGCAACAUAUUUUUCUACAAAUUCCAAAACAUAAAUUAUUUUAAAAUAAGCUAGUUGUUUUAGCUAUCGAUAAUAUCGACUAACCGAAUAAUCCAUAGUUUUGCAGCUCUAUCCGCUCCCAUAUGCUAAAUCCUUUCCAAUCUUUCGUUGGAAUUUCUUUGGUUUGAAUAAAAAAAAAGUAACGAACAUUGUAGCUCAUUUCAAAAGCAAUGAACGGCUGUGAAUUUGAUGGAAUCUCUCAAUUUCAAUUUACGCAUUUUGGUUUCAUUUCGUUUCGUUUGGAUUCUCGAGCACCCUUGAACCCAGAGACCCCAAUCCCGGAGGCCCCAUAGCCCCCAUAACCCACUGAACUCCCAGAGCAACCGAACGAACUCACCACAACCCACACACUUUUCACACUCGACGAGCUCAUAGAAAUGCAUGAGCUGAGCAAACAAGAAUUUGAGCUGGGCAAACAUCUAUUAUGCUCCCUGAAUGGAUGUGUCCGCCAGCGACGUCUAUGGCCAUUCAACUUGAAAUAAUUUCGCAAAUUUCCAUUUGCGGCUGCAUUGCCAAAUGCCAAAUAUCAGUGCAGACUGCAAAUGUUUCGAAAGUCGGACUCAGGUAGUCCCAAAUAUCCAAGCUGGCAAAUGCAGGUCAACAAGUGGCAAGAUGGCAACAAAUUAAUUUAAUUCCUUUUUUAAUAUUUUGCCAGCCGCUUAUCCGCUGCUUCGCCGAUGAAAAUCUUGGAGUCGGAAUGCCGUUUGGCCGUUGGCCAAAUCAAUAAUUCCUUGCGCACACAAAUGUAACUAAAAUCCAGCACAAUGGCCGCACAAUUUGUUGUAACAAAGUGAGCACACAUAGCUAUGGAAAUAGAAAAAACCGAAACAGCGACAGAUUCCACAAGGCAGGCGCAGUUUUGUUCAUUCACUCAAAGAUGUUUCACUCGGCGACACAGAAAGUGGGAGCCCAAAAAAAAUAAUCCAAAUGUAUGGGAACCAAUGCCUAAUGGGCACAGACAGAUGCAAAUGCAAAUGGUACGCUUCUACACCCAAAGAAAGCAGUGCGUUGUUUUAUUUUUCAACUCAUAUAGGAUAAUUUUAAAAACUUUAUGAUAUUACUUUCAUGUGCUUAAAUACAUAUAUCUCAACUUCAUAAACUGACUUCACUGACUUUUCGCUAUAUAUCAAACGCUUGUAUUUGAUUUUGGAACUCAGAACAUUUUCCUUUUAGUGUAGCUCAUUCCAUGGCACCAUUUUCUCCACCAUUUCCCACUUAGUUUUUGGCUAUGCAUCAGCAAAUGCAUGCGCCCGGCCGAGUGGAAUAGACAGCCCGUCACCCAGUCAGUCAGUCAUUCAGUCUGUCCGUCCUUCCGUCAUUCAACCAUUCAGUCAGUCGAACGGACAGACAGUCGUCACUGGAACGCUACAAUGACACCGAGUUAGACGGGUAGAUGGUGACAGAGGAGCAUCCAGGAUGAGGAGGGCGGCGGACCGACAGACAGACUCUGUUUUUGGCAUGUGGCCCAGAAUGGCUCUCCAUUUCGUUUGGCUGGUUGGGCUUGUUUUGCUGGGCAAAGCCAACCAAAAAAAAAUGACAAGGAAAUACUAUAUAUAGUAUGUGGCACGGCCCAGAGAAUCCACACAAAACACGGAGGCUGCCAGUCUAUGCAUAAAUUUUACGUACAAUUUAUUUUACUUCCUGUGUGUGUUCUGGCUGCCCUGUCCCUCACCUUUUUUUGACACUUUGUGGCAAGAUGCAACAAUAUCUGCGAGGCACUUGUAACCAUUAUCGGGCUAGAUUGUAAUCUGCAUAGAGUAAGCUACUAUCUCCAAUACAAGAACUAAAAUCACCUUGUCCCAAAAAAAUUUAUGCCAGCUCUUAGCAGCGCUGGAACUUUCAACACAUGUCGGCAUAGUCGAAGAUUGAUCUGAUUUAUAGCUCUGGGCAAUAGCCUAAGUGCUUGCGGUUGCCGAAGACCUCUUAAAAUUGUUUAAGAACGCAUAAAUAAUGCGACCGAGAUCGGCCAUGAAUGCGCCUCGGUGCCACCGAGUGUUUCAUUUGAAUAAAUGGAAAAUGGAAAUCGACGGCAGAACUUUGAUGGUGUUGAAAGACAAACAGCAAAGGCUUUUGGUGCCUGCAUUUUUUAUGGAUCACACAGCAUCCAGCUGAACGUUUUGGCAUUGUCAGCAAUGUGUGUACAACAACUGCACUCAAAUGACAAUUUGAACAACGACAGAAAGUCCAACAAUAACACCAACAACAAUUGCAACAACAACAAGCUAAAUGGCAGGACGAAAAAUAGGACCGUCGUGCACAAAGCGAAAUCGAAAACAAUUGAAAUCGACAGCAAGGGAAAAACCAUGUGGGAGUGUUGCAAGAAGUCUGUGGCAGCAAGGGUGGUGCAGCAGGUGGUGCAGCAGGCACAUUAAAAUGCGCGACUACACGGAAAAAAGCAUUAAUAAAAUAAAACGCAUUUUGCAGUAAAAGCAACCAUAAAAUCAAUACCAAAGCUAUCUAACUUAACACUUUUCAUUAUACUCAAACAAGAUACAUUUGCAGAUAUUAUAUUCCAAAGAUAGAUUAUGCAAAAUCUUUUUGAAAAAUGUAUGAAUUUGCACUGCAGUUUUGAGGCUUUUUCAUGAAGUUCUAGUUAGUUAGUUAGUAAAGAUUUAGUAAAGAUUUCCCUCAUUGUUUUCAGUGUAAGCGCACUAUACACACGCAGCACUUAACUGCACUUAGGUGCGACAGCCAGAUGAGUGUCGAACGGCAUUCCACGGAUGGCAUUGUUUUGCCAGGCGCACUGAAAGUCAUUUUCACUUAAAGCUGGCGUAAAAAGCUGGCAGGCAUUUUAGACCAGGCUGCGUAUACGCAACGCCAUCCAUUGUUUACCCUUUUUUGGUAAAAACCGACUGAGGAGCAUUAAUAAAAUUGCAAUUAACGUCACAAUUAGCAAUCACCAUAAAUUAAAUGCUCGACAACAAUUGAAAAAUUAAACACAACAAAGUAGCCAAAACAAAAAAAAAUAAAUAAAAAACAAACAAGGAGCAGAGAAAAACUGGAAUGAAAAAAAACAUUUUGAAUUAUUCAGUGCUAUUUAAAUUAAUUUCCAUAAUUGAAUUAUGCGAUUCGGAAUGCAAAUUUUUUGCUUUGUUUGCCUUAAUUGUUUUCAGUCAACAUGGGAGUUGUCCGAAAGCGAGUAAAUAACAAAAUUAAGCGUUAAACAUUUACAAUAAUGACAUAAAAACAUUUUAGAUUACUGCAGUCGCAUUGUCUCUUAUUUUUUGUUUUGUAAAUUUUAAUUCCGGACGCCGGAGGCCGCAAACCGGCUCGUGAAAUUUAAUUAUUUAUUGCGCAAAAUGCGUAAUCUAGAAUUUGCAUUUCUGUCAACAUCUAUUUCGGCGCCAAGCAUUAUAUGCCAUAAGCCAAUUUAAUGCCUGAUUAACUUGCCAAAUUGCAGAGGUAUUUAUAGAAAAUCGGAUUGACAGCAAAAUUCACUUUAAAUGCAUUUUUGUUUGCGGUUGCGCAAUUUUCCAACUAUUUCGCCACUAUUGGUAAAUAUUUGGCUGCAUUUUUUCCUGUGAAUUACUAUCGCUCAUGCAGAGAAAUGUUUAUUUAUGCGUUACUAUUGCCCAGACGCACCACUCAUAAUCACAAGCAACUAAAUUACACUAUAAAACAAAGUGUAUAAAAGCAUCAAAGCCAUCAAUAAAACGGCGUUCAUUAUCGUUUACGAUCCAUCCACAUGAUAAACACGUGAAAAGUGCACACGCAGAGAAAUGCAUUGUUGCCGGAAUCGCAUGAACGCAUUUGUGGCGACGGAAUUUUUCGGAUAUAGCCUGCAUAUAUAUACUUUUUUGGAGCAAUUAACAUGGCUAUUAGGCGGCUGGGGCAUGAAUCAUCGAAAUGACGCUCGCUGGCCUGCAUAUUAAUUAGUGGAGUAUAAAGGCCAUAAAUGUAAAACUCGUAACGACAAAUGUUUGGACCAUAAAUAUGCACUUAGGUAUUUAUGCGCAUUGACAGCAUGAAUAUUUAUGAGCCACCGACGACAGCGGACAUUAAAAUGCGCCACCUCCACCACCCGUUGAUUAAUUGGAAAAGUUAAGACGGUUAUGCUGGUUCGCUUCGGUUCAACGGGUCGUAUGCUUGAUGCUUCUUAGCUUCCCCCUUUUGCAGUUCCAAAAAUGCCGCCCAAAACUAAGCAAAUCCAAUGCCUGUGUAAAGGUUUAAAUAGGAGAAGAAAAGCCAUGCGACCAUGUAAGUUCAAGUUUUGAGGCUUGUCUUUCAAAACCAAAAAAAAAAAGAAAAUACAUACAAUGACUGAAAUGUUAAAUGAAAUUAUUUCAUUGCAAAAACCAAACAAAUCGCAAGUAACUUAAACGUAUUUCAAUAUUUAAACUUAAACUUUUUGCUAAUUGUAAACUAGACACAAAUAUUUAUAUACAUAUAAAUACUAAUUAUAAACAGAUAUAUAUAUAUAUAUUAAAGUUGAAUUUUGAAAUUAGAUAAACGCAGCCGGCGGAUAUUCGAAUAGUUCAGAUAUAUUUAGCAUAAUUUAUAGUUGCCGAUAAAUGGAAAUGUUUACUCAUUUAAUUGUAUCGUACGCGGCAUAUGCAUAGCAAAAUUUUAACUCAUAUUCUCAUACGUGUCUGUUCCACUAGUUGUGCGUAGAUCAAAUAUGAGCAAACAUAAAACAUACCACCAGAUUACGAUACCACAAACCAUAACGAUACUUCACGGAACCGAAAACACAUUGUACAACAAUCUGUGAGUAUGCAAAUAUAUAUCAAAUCAAGCGGUUAAAAAUCAAAUGAAUGAACAUAAAGUAAAAAAUAAAAAACUACCUACAUUUUAAGCGGAAGUCUUCCACUACAAUUACGCUCUAACCACGUGCAUUCUACUUGUAUUUGUUCCCUCGUUUUACCGACUUCAACUUCUGUUUCCGGGCAGACUAUGUAACUAAAUGUGUGUGUAUAUCGAAUAGGUGUAUGUAUUUGAAAAGGUUUCUUCCCCAAACAAACAAAAAACAUAACAAACAAACUAAGCAACAUCGGAAACAUGAAACUAGCAAAAAAUCCAAUUGAUGUGUUAAGCAAAUGGCAAGCAUAAGCCAUAAAUUUACAUUAAUAGAAAAAUGCUGCACAAAUUUGCAUGUUAGUUACGCUAGCCAUGUAAGUUACGAUUAAUAAACUGUAGUUAACAAAGGGUAAAAUACACAAAAAUGUGCUACGAAUAAGUAGAAACUAUGUUUAGUGCCAUCAUUGUUGUCGUUUUAUUUCCAUUUGUUAUAGAGGAGAGAGUUCUCGUUUCGUUAUUUAUACAUUUUUGGUAGUAUCCACAUAGCUAACAACGAAGUAACAUGGUGCUAUGAGCUACGAUCCUCCUCCUCGGUUCAUCGUGCAACGCAUCUCAUCUCUUAGCCAGUCAGUCAGUCAGUUAGUCAGUCAGUCAGGGUGGUCAAAACGUUAAAAUCUGAGCCCCUUUUAACGUCUUUGUUUGCUUUUAGAGCAGCACCACCCAAAAACUAAAGCCCAACAAACAUUAAACACUCGCCCACAAAAGGAGAACUCAAAUCAAAAUUGAAAGUUAGUUAAGGGAAUUAAGAGCAUUUGAAACCUACUUAGCUGCUAAGCAUUGUAAAUACCUACUACUUAUGCCGUGUUAUAGUUCAUACAUACUAAAUAUAAUACGAUUACGAUAAAUGAAAUGUAAAUUGAGCAACACAAAUUGCAAAUUGAAGCCACCAAAGAAUUGAAUUUUCGCAUGUAAGUCGAACAAGUAAACUAAAAAGUAUUUAAUUAAACCAAAGCUAAGACUAAGUGUAGUAAAAACAUCUGAGACCCCUUUCUUACCCCAAAAAAAAAACAGCAACAAUAGUCGACAACUUUUAGCAUUUAGGCAAUCAUAUAUCAUAGUUGAACUUAACUAAAGAAAUGGCAAUUCCUCCCAAAAACUAUGUGUACAUUUUCUGAGAAUAGCCAAAACGACAAAACACCAAGAACUAAGACGCAUUUAAAAACAUUAAGUUUCGUUGUUUUUCUACCACCACACCGGUUGAGUUUGAGCAAACGUAUGUAACAUUUACCCAUUGUAUGGGGUACACGUUGUUUUCCUAAGAUCUUGUUAGCCUAAGUGAAACUUAUAAUAUAGAGCAUACGAUACAUAAUUAAAACUAUUAGCUAAGCGAAUACAUAUGUCCAGUAGAAAGGACAAUAAAGAUUUAAUUGAAAUUAUAUAGUACGAUUACAAUUACCACUAAACCAAGCCGACGAGGAAUAUCUCCCGAGGCUACAAACUCGAACUCAUCAAAAACCAAGCUAAAGCUAACAAACAAAAUACUAAAAAGAAACCUUUUAAAACUUACUCUCGUUAAGCGAAACACAAAGAAACAAAAAAAAAAGCAGAAAUCAUAAAUGAAUAAUAAAAACCGAAAGUAUUCUUAAAUUCUUUAAA
This is a messenger RNA of Drosophila simulans, 10081 nucleotides long. RefSeq names its product probable G-protein coupled receptor No18 (gene Octalpha2R). NCBI's taxonomy places the organism in Eukaryota, Metazoa, Arthropoda, Insecta, Diptera, Drosophilidae. Gene Ontology annotation, biological process: adenylate cyclase-activating adrenergic receptor signaling pathway. The transcript has 3 exons. The record is from RefSeq and is a predicted model, not a curated record. Gene Ontology annotation, cellular component: membrane. Gene Ontology annotation, molecular function: G protein-coupled amine receptor activity. Bases 1215 to 3314 code for a protein of 699 amino acids.